Molecule: messenger RNA, 2545 nt
Organism: Rhincodon typus (whale shark)
Lineage: Eukaryota; Metazoa; Chordata; Chondrichthyes; Orectolobiformes; Rhincodontidae
Product: aldehyde dehydrogenase 18 family, member A1
Exons: 11
Coding region: 669-1952 (427 amino acids)
Cellular component (GO): cytoplasm; mitochondrion
Molecular function (GO): glutamate-5-semialdehyde dehydrogenase (NADP+) activity; glutamate 5-kinase activity; ATP binding
Source: RefSeq, a predicted model, not a curated record
AUAGGAAUAGUUUGGACUUUGCAGCAACAUUGUUAAAAGUGCUUUAUAAUAAAAAAAAAACUAGCACUCAUUGAGUGAGGAGUUUGGAAAUUCUUACAAUAUUUUAUUGAGUUGUCAUUUUAAUCAGAGGAUUUCAUUCUUUGCUGAAGCUGUGGACGUGUCAAUUUCUGUGACAGUCUCAUUUAAAAAUCAUUUAUUCAAUUUCACGUUGUGUAAAUUGAUUUUUUUUCUCAUGCACAAAAGACAAGAGAAAAAUAUCCGGUAGUAUGAAAGUCUUUAAAACUAACAGUUGAUGAACUCUGCCAGCUGCCCUUUUUUUCAUUAAGAGGUCCACGUGGCUAUAAUUGCAACACUGUUCUCGAUUUCAUCAGUUGCUGACUGGGCAGUGGGAGGUCUCAGAAAUCACUUCCACUUUGACACACAGGAAGCACAAUCUGAUUGGCUGCUCGCACCCGGAGGUGUUACUUUAUAUUUGAGUGAAUGGCUGUAUAGCUUUAGUUAAAAAAAAACACUUAUUUAGACAGCGGUAGUGAUGUUCAGUAUAAAAAAGUUGUGAGCUGGAUUCUGUUCAUUUUAGUGACAUUAUUAUUGGAGAAACGUUUGCAGAAGAGCAAAAAAGGUUUUUAGAACAAAAGCUCUGAUAUUGAAGUUGCUGCCCACUCCUCAUCAUGCUGUGGAAAGCAGGUUUGAUCCACUGCUUCACCUCAGCUCUAUCGAAAAUAGGCCCUCAAGUAACCAAAUGUUGGCCAAUUUAUAGACCAGCAUCCAUUAAACGAUUUGCUCGGCACUGGAGCAAUGUUCCAUUUCUCACUGUUCCCCCACGGCGCACUCCAGGGAAACCAUUUGCCCAUCGGAGUGACCUGAAACAAGCCAAGCGCAUUGUCGUAAAGCUUGGUAGCGCGGUGGUGACACGAGGUGAUGAGUGUGGCCUUGCUCUUGGUCGGCUUGCUUCCAUUGUUGAGCAGGUGUCAGUUCUGCAAAACCAAGGUCGGGAGAUGAUGAUUGUAACAAGUGGAGCUGUGGCUUUUGGCAAGCAACGCCUGCGACAUGAAAUCCUGCUUUCCCAGAGUGUGCGACAGGCCCUGCACUCGGGCCAAAACCAGCUGAAAGACAUGACAGUUCCAGUUCUAGAAGCCCGUGCAUGUGCUGCGGCUGGACAGAGUGGCUUGAUGGCCUUGUAUGAAGCAAUGUUCACACAGUACAGCAUUUGUGCUGCUCAGAUUCUUGUAACAAACUUGGAUUUCCAUGAUGAGCAAAAGCGACGAAACUUGAGCAGCACACUUCACGAGCUUCUCCGAAUGAAUAUCGUUCCAAUUAUCAAUACUAAUGAUGCUGUUGUUCCCCCUCCUGAACCAAACAGUGACUUGCAGGGGCAGGUAAUCAGUAUCAAGGACAAUGACAGUUUGGCAGCAAGACUUGCAGUGGAGAUGAGAGCAGACAUGCUGAUUGUCCUUUCUGAUGUGGAAGGUCUUUUUGAUAGUCCACCUGGAUUGGAUGAUGCUAAGCUUAUUGAUACCUUUUAUCCUGGAGACCAGAAGUCUGUCACUUUUGGCACAAAAUCCAGAGUGGGCCUUGGAGGCAUGGAGGCUAAGGUGAAAGCAGCACUUUGGGCUCUCCAAGGAGGAACGUCUGUGGUCAUAGCAAGUGGGACCCAUCCAAAAGUAACUGGUCAUGUAAUCAAUGAUAUUGUCGAGGGGAAGAAAGUUGGAACUUUCUUCUCGGAGGUAAAACCUGCAGGCCCCACUAUUGAACAACAAGCAGAAAUGGCACGGGCUGAUGGACGAGUCAUGGCUUCACUACAGCCAGAUCAAAGGGCUGAUAUUAUUCACCGGCUGGCUGACCUCCUGACAGACAAUCGAGAUGAAAUCCUGAAAGCUAACGAAAGAGACAUGGAGAAAGCAGUGACCUUGGGUCAGAGCAAAAUUUCUUAUUUUUGGCCUUAUUAUCUGUGAUUUUCUAAGUAUUAUUGCACAUUAUAAAUGUUAUUUAUAGGUCAGGCAUGUUUGAGCUGUCCAGUGUGCAGAGAAACAUUCUUUGUGGAAGGCUAGGGGAUAAAAGCAGCCCUAGUAUAUCUGUCAUUCUACACAUUACAAAGUGUAAAGAGAAUCCAGGCAAUUCUUUUUCAUCAUCCCAUCGUCUUUUUCAUCAUCUUUUUUCAUCCUUGGCCCUUCACCUGCAUUGCCUUAACCAUUCAACUGUGUAAGGAGUCAUGUGAGACCAGCACGUAAUAUGAUUGUUAAGCCUGUUUUCAGAGAAUGAAAUCCAUUGUGGCCUGACUUGUUUCUGUAUUCUACGAUCAUUACAGUACAAACCCAUAACGAAAACAAAAUAAUUAAAGAAAGUUGCAGAACCCAAGGAAGAGUAAUGUUGAACUCCGAAUGUUAAAUCUGUUUCUCUCACUGCAGCUGCUGCCAAACCUGCUGAGUUUCUCCAGCACUUUGUUUUUAUUUCAGACCUCCAACAUUGCUUUUAUUUCAGUACAAAGCAAUAUUUAACUUAUGUAAUCAUGAUACAAAACCAAGCUACUCUUUAAGGUUUUAGAGUA